AUGGACGCCUCCUUCGCCCGCCUCAAGGCCUUCGCCGCGUCGUCGACCGGCAGCCGGCCGCCGUCGCCGCCCAUGACGGCCCGCAGCUCAGGGGAAUUCAGCAUCCCGACCCGCCCCAGCAGCACCAAGAUCUCGACCCCCGGCUUCUACCGCUUCCCGCCGCUGGGCUACAACGUCAAACCGCAGCAGGACGGCACCUACACCGAGUCCGAGAGUGACCGGGUGAACAGCGACUUUAAACGCGGCUUGGAGAAGCUUUACGAGGGCCGUUUCGAGAACCACAACUGGAGCGACCUGAUCCUCCGCUGCCGCGAAUACACCUUUUACCUGCACCGCGUCGUCCUGGGCCCGCAAUCCGACUUCUUCGCAAACUUAUUACACCCGGACUCGCCCAUCGGGGGCACCGGCGUCAUCUCGCUGGACGACGACGAGCCGAUCCUCGUCGACGGCCUCCUCGGCUACUUCUACACGUCGCGGGUGCAAAAGUCCUCGGUGAUCGACGGCGACCUGAUCUGCAGCGACCCGGGCCGCAGCAUGGCGUACGCCGUCGGCCUGUACGGCAUCGCCGAGAAGUACCAAGUGUCGGAGCUGAAGGAACAAGCCUGGCGCGCCUUCAUGGACGACGCCGUCCGCCAACAGGGUUGGCGCCACCCGGACUUCCCGCAGGUCGUCUCGCUCAUCUUCGAGAGCACCCCCGAAAGCGACAAGCGCCUGCGCUGCGUCGCCCUCGCCAUCGUCAAGACGCGCCUCAAGUACUUCACGCGCAACCCCGCGUUCGUGGAGGAAAUGGACGGCAUCGAGGGCUUUUGGGCGGCGUUCGCGCAGUACUCGGCCACCUGGCCUUGGAUGGAGCUGUAUCGCUGCCAGACGUGCGGAGAGGUCAUGAUGAACCUGCCGUGGGAGGAGGACGAGCGCAGCCCGUCGUGCUGGGGCUGCCACGCGGUGGAUGACCACAAGACGUGGCGCGCUAAUAUGGUAAAGUACGAUCCUAACGAGGAAGAAGAAAAGGAAGAGGCCGAGAGGGCCGCCAAGAGGCAGAGGAUGGAUUGA
Molecule: messenger RNA, 1050 nt
Organism: Lasiodiplodia theobromae
Lineage: Eukaryota; Fungi; Ascomycota; Dothideomycetes; Botryosphaeriales; Botryosphaeriaceae
Product: BTB/POZ domain containing protein
Exons: 3
Coding region: 1-1050 (349 amino acids)
Molecular function (GO): protein binding
Source: RefSeq, a predicted model, not a curated record